AUGGAUGGAUGGAUGGUGAACAGUGUGCAGUACAUGUACUCUGCAUGUUAUGUUUCUAUCCGUAUGGAUACUGUUUUCAUUCUAGCUCGAUGCAUGGAAGAAUAUGUUCAUGCCCAGACACACUAUCAUCACCAUGAUGCCGUAUAUCGUCAGCCCGAGACUCAACCGCCGGAGCAGCGUCUUGCGCCACUGGCGCGUCCCGCUGAGGAUGCCGCUGGACGAGAGCAGGCCGCUCCCGCUCAGCAGGCCUUGGUCGUCGGGGUUCCCGUCGUCGGAGAGGUCGUCGGCCUCCGCCUCGUCAUCUUCCUUCAUGAGGCGCUGGUGUGUGUCCGAUUCGGGAGACGAGAUCUUAUAGUAGAACAGUCCCGGGAGAAUAAAGCUGAUGCUGGUGCUGCCGGUGCUGCCGACGUAAGCCAGCACGGCUUCCAGCGACGACACGGUCAUGGCCGUGAUGAAACUCAGGAUGAGAAUCGUCGUUGUGAUGGCUGCAAAGCGAACGUUGCUCAUGGGCUGGGGCCCGCCACGGUUGGCACGCGGUAA
Messenger RNA from Rasamsonia emersonii CBS 393.64, 540 nucleotides. RefSeq lists its product as uncharacterized. The transcript has 2 exons. Lineage: Eukaryota; Fungi; Ascomycota; Eurotiomycetes; Eurotiales; Trichocomaceae. The record is from RefSeq and is a predicted model, not a curated record. The coding region runs from base 1 to 540 and encodes 179 amino acids.